Entrophospora candida is the source of this 2967-nucleotide messenger RNA. The record is from the annotation of a GenBank genome assembly. Lineage: Eukaryota; Fungi; Glomeromycota; Glomeromycetes; Entrophosporales; Entrophosporaceae.
AUGAGCAACAAUAAUAAUCAACGUUAUGGCCUAAGAACUCGAAAAACCAACCCAGAUUAUAGAGAUAAUUUUAGAAGAAGUAAUCUAGACAAUAACACUCCAAAUCGUAGAAGAUCCAGUAACAAUAAUCAAAGAACUCGUGGACAAAAUGCUGGUGGUAGCAAUAAUAAUAAUGGUAGUUCCAGCAGUACUAGCAGCAGCAAGCUUGCAACUGCUGCACCAUCAUCAACAACAAGUCCUUCUAAGAGGAUGCAACAGCAGAAAAAGCAACAUCUAAAACCGGUUAGCUGUAUUAUAUUUAAGAAAAGUGAAUUAGAAAAAAUUGUAAAUGAACUUACUACAGAUUUUGAAAACAAACUAGUAAACUUGUAUCGUUUUCUUUUGGAUACAAAUGUAUCAUAUCUGAGUCUAAAAGAACUUCAUUUUUUUGAAAAGUUAUCUUACUGUCUUAAAAAUCCUAAAAAUCAAUACAUAUUUACAAAAAUAUUUAUUAAACCUUUAAAUGAAUCUGAUGUGUGGAAAGCACCUUUCAAAAAAAUUCCUUUUAAAUCUGAUAAUAAUGUACUAGAAUUCACACCACCACAAUCCACAAGUUUUUCUAGACCAGGCAUUAAAAUGAUGAUUUGUGGAAAUGUUAAAUUAAGAAUAAAAUAUCAAGGAGACAAAGAACUUAAAAUCACGACAAAAUUAUUUACUAGAUUUAGAGAAUUGGCCAAUAGAAUAAAACUUGAUGAUAAUAAUAAUUGUCUUAGUGACAUUGGGACAAAUAUUAUGAUGAGAAAUAAUGAUAUAAGAAACUUAAGAGAAGAAAUUUUUAAUAGACGUCAACAACUGCUACAUUUACAACAGCGGAGGCGACGGCGGCAGGAGCAGCAACAACAACCCAAUAAUAUACUAGGAGAAGAUGAAGAUGAGGAUGAAGAUGGUUUAAGUGACUCAUAUACUAGUAGGCGACAAAACUUUGAUCUUGAUGAGGAUGAGGAUGAACGUGAAGAACUUGAUGAAUUAUUUGCAGAACAGAAUAGGUUAGAACUUUCUAUUUCGCAAGGAGACAAUAAUGAGGAACUAAAUAAUAAUAAUGAUUAUGAACAAGAAACAAAUGACAUUGACACAGUUGAAGAUGAACAUGAAGUUGAUAUUGAAAAUGGUGAUGAUGGUAUUGAAAACGGCGAGAGAAAUUAUAAUGAGGAAAUUGAUGAUCAUGUUGAUGAUAAUGGUGAGUAUUUUGAUGAAGAAUUUGAUAUUAUCGAACACGCUGAGGAUUUAUUCUAUAAUGAAGGGUUAGAUGAAAAUAAUAUAUUUUAUGAUGGACCAGCAGAUACCAUUUCAUCAUUGUCAUCAAACAGUCAACACCAAGACAAUGAUUUUUUUUCCUAUAAGGAAACACAUUGGCAAUUUUAUAUUGGAGAUCAACGUAUUCCACUUGAUAUGACAAUUUAUGCAGCUAUUCAUUGGUAUAUUACAGCUGAUUCCAAAUGGGACUUGGAUCAACAAUAUGAGAUAGAGUUAAAAUAUUCAAGUGAACCAUAUGUUGUAGACCCAAAUUUACCACCUAAACUUGAUUGCAAAGUUAUUGAAAAAAACAAGUCAACAUUGGAACUUUUAAAACAAUUACACUGGUUGUACACUAAUACAAUUGAAGAUGAAAGUUAUCAGAGCAAUUUAUUUUUAUUUAAAAAUAUGGAGGAGCUUUUAAAUAAAAAAUUAAAAGAGCCAAUAGCAAUUUUGACAGGAAUAUAUCCAAUUUGGGUAUAUUCUGUUUUUCAUAACUAUCGAUUCUUAGUUUCAGGAAGGAAUCAAUUCAAAUUAUUUAAGGCACAAGUUUUUGGUAUACGUAUGUAUAAUGAGCGAGAUCAAGAUAUAUCUGGAUUUUCUAAAAAGGAAUUUAAUAUGAUUAAAAGAAUGUUACCAAUUUGGAAAGACAAAGAAAUACAAACACGUGAUAAAGUGUUUGAUUGGGCAUUAAAACGACUUGAAAAGGUGACCAGUCUUUCAAACAAACUUAAAAUCAAAUUUAGAGGAUUAGGAGGAGUAGGCCUUGGAGUUACUCGUGAUUUCUUUACUAUUUUGUCAGAGGAAUUUUUCAAGAAAAAUAAAAGAAUGUGGAUUAAUAAUAACUCGGUAGUAUGUGAAGGGGAAUUUGUACAACCAUAUAAAUCAGGAUUAUAUCCUGUAUUAAUUGGAGAUGAAGGAGAACUUAAUAAACAUAUAGAAGGAGAUGAUGACAAAGAAAUGGAUUUAAAUAUGAGCAAAAUAUUUUUAACACUAUUAUUGAAAGAUUUAAACGAAAAUAUAAAAUAUGAUUAUGGUAUUGAUGAAAUAGAAGGGUUGUAUGAGCCAUUGGUUAGAGAAUUAAAAAAAUUUAAAUCAACAGAUGAUUGGCCAGAUUUUUAUAUACCAUCACCACCAGCAUUUAAUGAGAUUAACUUUGAGGAGGAGGAAACUGGUAAAACAGUAGCAAAAUAUCAAAAUAUUUUUAUAGAGUAUUUUUUUAAUACAGGGAUAAAUAGACAAAUAAAUUGGUAUAAAUUAGGAUUUGAACAUUUGUUUCCAUUUAAAUAUCUUAAAUAUUUAGCACCGACACCAACCGAGUUUACUUAUUUCUUUUGUGGUAAAACCAAGGAAGAUUGGACAUUAAAUACACUACAAAAGUAUGUUCAAAAGAAAAAUCAAUCACCAAUAAGUGAUAAGGAUUAUACGAUGAUAUUAAGGAUUAUGAGUAAUCUUGAUAAGAAAGAUCGUAGGAAAUUGUUAAGAUUUGCAACUGGUUGUACAAGACUUCCAAUUGGUGGAUGGGAAGUAUUGGGGCUUAAUCUUGAUGCAUUUCCGAUUGAGGAAGCACAUUAUUAUCCUGUUGGUAGAACAUGUCAUAAUUGUAUUAUAGUUCCACCAAAUAAUGAAGAAGCAGAAUUAAAAAGAAAAUUAAUUUAUGCAAUUUAUAAUCAAGCUGAAAUAGAUAGAGAUUAA